Molecule: messenger RNA, 1857 nt
Organism: Octodon degus (degu)
Lineage: Eukaryota; Metazoa; Chordata; Mammalia; Rodentia; Octodontidae
Gene: Pdia5
Product: protein disulfide isomerase family A member 5
Exons: 17
Coding region: 146-1708 (520 amino acids)
Biological process (GO): protein folding
Cellular component (GO): endoplasmic reticulum
Molecular function (GO): protein disulfide isomerase activity
Source: RefSeq, a predicted model, not a curated record
GCGCAUGCUUUGGCAGACGUGGCACAGGGAACUGGGAGGCGGGGAGCGGCUGGGAAGUGGCUGUGGCUGUUGGCCACCGCGGAGCUAGCGGGCGGGCGCGCCGCGCGAGUGGAGCGCUGAGCCGGCGGCGGGCACCGUCACCGGGAUGGCACGGGCCGGGCCGGCGUGGGUGCUGCUGCUGACGAUCUGGGUGGUCCUGCCGACCUAUCUGUCCUCAGCAAAAGUCUCUCCACUCAUCGAGAGAAUAUCCGACCCCAAGGACUUGAAAAAACUUCUCAGGACCCGGAACAAUGUGCUGGUGCUCUAUUCUAAAUCUGAGGCAGCAGCUGAAAAUCAUCUCAGGUUAUUGUCCACUGUGGCCCAGGCAGUGAAAGGACAAGGCACCAUCUGCUGGGUGGAUUGUGGUGACGCAGAGAGUAGAAAAUUGUGCAAGAAGAUGAAAGUUGACCUUAGCCCAAAGGACAAAAAGGUGGAAUUAUUCCAUUACCAGGAUGGUGCAUUUCACACUGAGUAUAACCGCGCUCUGACACUGAAGUCCAUAGUAGCCUUUCUGAAGGAUCCAAAAGGGCCCCCACUCUGGGAAGAAGAUCCUGGAGCCAAAGAUGUUGUCCACAUUGACAAUGAAAAGGACUUCAGACGGCUCCUGAAGAAGGAAGAAAAGCCACUCCUCAUGAUGUUUUACGCCCCCUGGUGCGGCAUGUGCAAGAGGAUCAUGCCACAUUUCCAGAAGGCAGCAACCCAGCUGCGAGGCCGCUUUGUGCUGGCUGGGAUGAACAUCUACCCUUCUGAAUUUGAAAACAUCAAGGAGGAGUACAAUGUGCGUGGCUACCCCACCAUCUGCUAUUUUGAGAAAGGGCGCUUUCUGUUCCAGUAUGAUAACUAUGGGUCCACAGCCGAGGACAUCGUGGAGUGGCUGAAGAGUCCACAGCCACCACAGCCCCAGGUCCCUGAGACUCCUUGGGCAGAUGAGGGCGGCUCCGUUUAUCACCUGACCGAUGAAGACUUUGACCAGUUUGUGAAGGAGCACUCCUCUGUCCUCGUCAUGUUCCAUGCCCCAUGGUGUGGACACUGUAAGAAAAUGAAGCCAGAGUUUGAGAGUGCAGCGGAAGUCCUCCAUGGAGAAGCAGAGAGCUCUGGUGUCCUUGCAGCUGUCGAUGCCACUGUCAACAAGGCCCUGGCAGAAAGAUUCCACAUCUCAGAGUUUCCAACCUUGAAGUAUUUUAAGAAUGGAGAGAAACAUGCAGUGCCCGCGCUCAGAACAAAGAAGAAGUUUGUUGAGUGGAUGCAGAACCCUGAGUCUCCCCCACCCCCGGAGCCUACAUGGGAAGAACAGCAAACAAAUGUGUUGCAUCUGACAGGGGACAACUUCCGGGAAACCCUGAAGAAGAAGAAACACACCUUGGUCAUGUUCUAUGCCCCUUGGUGCCCACACUGCAAGAAGGUCAUCCCACACUUUACUGCUGCUGCUGACAUCUUCGUUAAUGACCGAAAGAUUGCCUGUGUGGCCAUGGACUGCGUCAAAGAUGGGAACCAGGACCUAUGUCAGCAAGAGUCUGUGAAGGCCUACCCUACUUUCCACUACUACCAUUACGGGAAGUUUGUUGAGAAGUACGAUGGUGACCGGACGGAAUUGGGAUUUACCAAUUUUAUUCGAACCCUCCGGGAGGGAGACCUCGAGAAACUAGGGAAAAGGAAAGAGGAGUUGUAGUUUCUGCCUCAGAGAAAGCUUUCUCAUUACACUGUGAAUGUUACCUGUUUUGUUGUUCUUUCUGAAUUUCCACAUGUUCUGAAGACAAAGUUUUUUAUAGCCGCUUCUGGCCUUUUGUACAAUUUUGAAAUAAAAUCUAACCAUUUAUU